CAACACUAGUACGGAGCCAUUUUAUUUUCCUAGUUAUUCUUUGAUUUGCUAUAAGAAGAAAGGGUUAGAAAAGUUUGUGGAAUUGUGUAUAUAUAUCUGAAGAAAAAACAGAAAAGUUAUUAAAAUAUGUCUCAUGAAACUGAAAUUCAAGGAGGUGGAAUAGGUUAUCAACCCAAGAUAAAUGAUGUUGCCCAAAAUUUCUUGGUUGAUCUGCAGAAGGAACGCUCUCGUCUAACGGAAGAUUUUCCAUUGUGUGCUCUUUUAAUUGAUGAAGCUUUCGAUCGAGUUUAUUCUACUGGGCGUAUACCCGGCCGCGAAUUUUAUGCCGAUGUACUCAAGCAAAAGCCAAUGAAACUUACCCAAAAGGUGUUUGUGCCAGUAAAACAAUAUCCGAAAUUUAAUUUUAAUGGAAAAAUUUUGGGACCCAAAGGAAAUUCCCUUAUUCGCCUGCAGGACGAAACACAAUGUAAGAUAACUAUCAAGGGCCGUAAUUCCAUGCGUGACAAGGUUAAGGAAGAAGAAUUGCGAAAAUCAGACGACCCACGUUUUAGUCAUUUAAAUAAGGAUUUAUUUGUGGAAAUAAGUACAGUAGCCACACCAGCCGAAUGCUAUGCUCGUAUUGCGUAUGUUUUGGCCGAAAUUCGCAAAUAUCUAAUACCCGACAAAAAUGAUGAAGUCUCACACGAACAGUUACGUGAAAUAAUGGACAUCGAUCCUGAGAUGGCUAAAGCUGGAUAUGGAGGUAAACCGGAAAUAUACAAAACUGUAUUUGACAAAACUGAAGAUUCAAAAGGAACACGGAAAUAUUUAGAAUUUUUGAAGCAUACUUCAAAUGCAGAGCGAGAGGAAUUGGAAGACGAAUAUGAGUAUGAACAUAUUUCACAUGGCCCACCACCAAAACGCCCUUCAAAUUCAAGUGGUUAUGAAUAUAUUAAAGUUCCAUCAUCUUCGAAAGGAUACAAACGUGCUGUACCCAUGUAUACAGAUACCAAACGCGUACGUGAAGUCUCUUCAUCUAAACCGUAUAAAAACUUCUAAUAUGUAUGGAAUUAAAAAAUAAAUCUAACUAAAAUGAAAAUUAAUAUAAAACAUUUUAUAAUAAUUUAAAAAAUAUAUGAAUGAAAUAUUAACAAAAUAAAAUAUAGAUAUUUGAAUUACAAACAAGAAAAGUGUUCACAUAACAAAUAAAACUCUAAGAUAAUUUUACAUAAAAAAUAAAGUAAACCGAAUUUACUAUCUAAUUAAUAGAUGGUAAAAACGGCAUAUAAAAUAUUAUAAACAUCGUUAGAAUAAAAAUUUUGGUUAUAAUAAAUAGAUGCUGCACAUAUUAGGCCGUAUUCAUAAUUUUGUAUGGAAAUUUGUAUAAAAUUAAAAAUUGAUUAUGAAUAAUAGCAUGUAAAUUUAAAAAAAACUUUUUUUAAUUGGCACAAUAAAUAGAAAAUUAUUCCGAAA
This is a messenger RNA of Calliphora vicina (urban bluebottle blowfly), 1452 nucleotides long. Its product is annotated as KH domain-containing, RNA-binding, signal transduction-associated protein 3-like. The record is from RefSeq and is a predicted model, not a curated record. The coding region runs from base 127 to 1038 and encodes 303 amino acids. Lineage: Eukaryota; Metazoa; Arthropoda; Insecta; Diptera; Calliphoridae. Gene Ontology annotation, cellular component: nucleus. The transcript has 5 exons. Gene Ontology annotation, biological process: regulation of alternative mRNA splicing, via spliceosome. Gene Ontology annotation, molecular function: mRNA binding.